This is a messenger RNA of Aureobasidium melanogenum CBS 110374, 873 nucleotides long. RefSeq lists its product as uncharacterized. The coding region runs from base 1 to 873 and encodes 290 amino acids. The record is from RefSeq and is a predicted model, not a curated record. Lineage: Eukaryota; Fungi; Ascomycota; Dothideomycetes; Dothideales; Saccotheciaceae. The transcript has 3 exons.
AUGGAAGCCACAGUUACACUGCACGCACUAUCUGCAGGUCAUUUCACUUUGCCUGAACAUCAGUUUGUGUCUCCAGUAGCCGAGACUGCGCGCAAGACUGUUCCAUCACUCGCGUUCUUAAUCCAGCAUCGCGAUCUGGCAACAGGACAUCUGACUCGAAUAAUCUUUGACUUGGGACUGAGAAGAGACACUACAAGAUAUCCUGCACCUCUUCAGAAACAUAUUACAACAAGAGAGCCUCUAGCGACCGAACCCGAUGUCGUCAGCAGUCUGGCAAAAGGAGGAUUAUCACCAAAUGAUAUUGAUUAUAUCAUCUACUCACAUGUUCAUUGGGAUCAUGUCGGAGAACCACGCGACUUUCCAACCUCAACAUUUUUAGUCGGAAACGGUGUAUUCGCUCUCCUGAACGGUACAACAGCAAAGUCUCGUGGCGGUCAUUCGUUCUUCGAGCAUGACCUGCUGCCGGAACGUCGAAGUGUUGAGCUUCCCGAUCCAGCUGGUAACCGACGGGACUGGCGGAAGCAACAGUCAACAAGCACGAGAGGGCUUGACAUAACGCAAGAUUGGCAGCCUUAUAAGAAUAUGCCGAAGACAUACGAUCUAUUCGGUGAUGGAAGCUUGCUCAUAGACAAAUUUGUAUAUCUCGCUGGGGAUGCCUUUCAUGAUCGCAGACUUUUGACCGGAGAGAAGGACAUUGGAAUGUGGCACGAUGCCGAAGGACAUGUCUGCUGUAUUCAUACUAACAGAGAAGCGGCAAUCGCAACUAUUAAGCGAAUCAGAGAGCUCGAGGCCCAAGGCGUGGAAGUGAUCGCCGCUCACGAUCCGGACUGGGAGAAAACGAAUGGUCAUCGAUUUUUUGGUGCCGAAUGCUAG